UGGUGCGGUUGUUGUCAGAAGGAACAACAUUAACACACGCGGUGAACUGACUCUUGUCUACUGUGAUGUUCUGUGUACUCUAUUUUAAUUCCUUUCUUUAAAUCUGUUGAAUUUGUUUAUUCUUAAUAUUAGAUAUCUACCGUCGGCCUUUAAAGCUAUGGGGAGAAAAUGGAAGAUGUCCAAGAAGAGAGGAGCAGAGAACCGGGUUGAGCGCCCCAAAAAGGAGAGGCCUUCAACCAAUUAUGAAGAACUAGUGCGAGAGAAUAAAAAUUUUGAAACAUUUUAUAAGGCUCAAAAGAUUGUCCCAGAGGAGGAAUGGGAGGCAUUCAUAACCUGUAUGAAGGAGAAUCUCCCAGCUGCCUUCCGUCUUACUGGGUCAAAGAACAUGGCUUGUGCUUUGCUGCAGGUCAUGAAAAAAACGUUUUUCGAGCCUCUUUCCCAGCUUGUCCCACCAGAGCUUACCCAAGAGGAGCUGGAUACUGGAGAGGAGCCAGUGAAGCCUCUAAAGCCUGUCUGUUUACCAUGGUAUCCAGAUAACCUGGCAUGGCAGCUGAACUUAACACGACGUAAUAUCCGUCGAUGUGAGGCAUACUGGCAGUUACAUCAGUUUCUCAUCUCAGAAACUGAGACUGGCAACAUUUCCCGUCAGGAGGCAGUCAGCAUGAUCCCCCCACUGGUCUUAGAUGUUCAGCCACAUCAUAAGGUUCUGGAUAUGUGUGCUGCACCAGGAAGCAAAACGGCCCAGCUCAUUGAGUUUCUUCAUAGCGCUGAGGAGGAAUUAUCAGCAACCAUACCUCCAGGGAUUGUGGUUGCCAAUGAUGCUGAUAAUCGCCGCUGUUACAUGUUGACACAUCAGGCCAAACGUCUACAGAGCCCUGCAAUAAUGAUCACUAAUCAUGAUGCUGCUUUUAUGCCAAAUAUCCACCAUACACGAAAUGAUGGUAGUGUGGGGCCCAUAAAAUUUGACCGGAUACUCUGUGAUGUCCCGUGCUCAGGGGACGGCACCAUGCGCAAAAAUUUUGAUGUAUGGGCCAAAUGGAAUCCUGUGAAUGGAGCAAAUCUUCACGGAUUACAGUUGAGGAUAGCUCGCCGGGGGCUGGAGAUGCUGGCUGUUGGUGGACGUCUUGUUUACUCAACUUGCUCCCUCAAUCCUCUGGAAGAUGAAGCUGUCAUCCAGAGGCUGCUCAUUGAGGCUGAUGGUUCUGUGCAGUUGGUCGAUGUAUCAAGUCAGUUACCAGGACUAAAGAUUAUGCCGGGUCUAGAGGACUGGACGCUCAUUAAUCGAGAAAUGGAGGUCGUAAAGUCUGUUGAGGAAAUACCUGCCAAGAACACAAAUCUCUUCAACAAGCACCUCUUUCCACCCACUCCUGAGAGUAGAGAAAAACUUGAUCUUCAUAAAUGUGUAAGAAUCCUGCCCCAUCACCAAGACACUGGAGGUUUCUUUGUAGCAGUGCUGGAAAAGGUCAAAGCUCUACCUGGUGAGAAGAUCUACUUUGAGAAGGACCAGCCAGUAGAUCAGAACCAGUUGGCAACAAACACUCAGCGCAUCAGACAGCCUCCAAAAAAAAAGCGACGGCAAGGUUUCAAAGAGGAGCCUUACUAUUACUUCGAGGAAGACGAGGUUGUCUGGCCUGGAAUUGAUGCCUUUUAUGGUGUCCGCAAAGAGGUGGGUGCCGGCCUUUUUCUGAGUCGGACCAAGGAAGGAAAGAAACGGAAUAUCUACUUCACUAACAGUCUCAUCAAGGACAUCGUUGCUCAGAAUCAAGACCACAUUAAGAUCAUCAACACUGGUGUCAAAGUUUUGGUGAGAAGUGACAACAAAGGUGCACCUUGUGACUUCAGGUUAGCUCAGGAUGGUUCCCAAGUGUUGUUGCCGCUCAUCACAAACCGUAAGAUCUCUGUGACUGGAAAUGACCUGGUGAUAAUGCUACAGAAUGAUGAUAUGGAAAUGCCACCAGAAAUUGUGACACUAGAUCCUACAACACAGGAACAGUGUGCAGGUCUCUGUACAGGUGCUAUUGCUUUCUUAUACAAAGGAAAUGACAUGACCAUUGAACUGGUUGGCUGGAAGGGAAACAAAUCAGUGCGUGCAUAUGUGGCUAAGAAUGACCGUAUCCAUUAUCUCAGACUGCUGGGAGCUGACACGUCCAAGUAUGAGAAAAAUAAAUUUGCAGAGCAGAGAGACCUAGAAGCCAAGAACAAUAGUGAGGAAGAUGUAUCUAUUGCAAGUAAUAAAACUGUUGAAAGUGAUGGUGAGAAUGGACAAAGUAUAGAGGACACUGCUGAAGUAAUAGGUGAAAAUAGCAUUAUUGAAAAGGUUGAUGCAAAUGGAUCUGGAAGUAUAGAAUGUAAAUGAGAAAAGUGCAGUUAAAGAAACCAGAACUUGGAUUUUAAUUGUACUAUUGUAUAUAAUUUUUGGUAAACUGACAAUGUUUGAAUAAUUUUUAAGAUGUGCUCUACAUUAUAUUCAUUAGAUUCUUCAUUACAGCAUACUGAAACAAGUGACAUUGUUGGACACUGUAGUGUUAUGCACGUAACACUAUUGGACACUGUAGUGUUAUGCACGUAGCACUAUUGGACACUGUAGUGUUAUGCACGUAACACUAGUUUUAGUUUGUGGUAAAGAAGGGAUUUAGCCAUUUUAAUAUUGAAAUAGUCAGUUUUGAGUAAUAAUGCUAAAAAGAAUAUUUUAAUUAUGAAAUGAAUGUAUAAAGUAAUGUUUCCUUUCUAAAAAAAAAAUUGUGGUUGAAGUGACAAAAAAGCAUCAUAUGAAAUACUCCAUUUUCUAGAUUUUUAUUACAUUUUAUACACAGCUUUCUUAUAUUUAUGUGAUUGAAGUUCAGUGCACCUGCACCUUUUUCACCCCAAUUAGUAAAGAAGAUUGAAAGAGUGGAUAGUUGGUGGAUAAAAUGGUUAGUGAGUGAAAGGUGACAAAAAAUGUAAUUCAGAGAAAAUUGCUGGGGAUUAUCAACUGGAAGACCGAUUCACUAUUUACACUUAACUUAGGUUGAUACAUGGAGUUUAAUAUCCUUGUUUUGUAUUAAGUUAAAUGCUUCAUUAUUGUUUGACACAGAUGCAGUAAAUGUAUUACAAAA
Molecule: messenger RNA, 3095 nt
Organism: Homarus americanus (American lobster)
Lineage: Eukaryota; Metazoa; Arthropoda; Malacostraca; Decapoda; Nephropidae
Gene: Nsun2
Product: tRNA (cytosine(34)-C(5))-methyltransferase-like
Exons: 13
Coding region: 158-2356 (732 amino acids)
Biological process (GO): tRNA methylation
Cellular component (GO): nucleus; cytoplasm
Molecular function (GO): tRNA binding; tRNA (cytidine-N5)-methyltransferase activity
Source: RefSeq, a predicted model, not a curated record